Sphenostylis stenocarpa is the source of this 2163-nucleotide messenger RNA. The record is from the annotation of a GenBank genome assembly. Lineage: Eukaryota; Viridiplantae; Streptophyta; Magnoliopsida; Fabales; Fabaceae.
AUGGCUUCUGCUACACUCUCACUCCAUUACCCUCUUCUUCUUCGUUCUCCUCUGUCUACCAAAAUUAUGAAACCACCCCUCUCUCUUCCCCUCUCACCCCUUCUCGUUCACCCUCUCCACUCGCGCUUUCUCCUCCCUCCGCCACGCGCCUACGUAACUGCGCCCGCAUCCGACCCGAAUUUCGGCGACCCGGAUCCGAAACUUAUCGGGUUGGGUUCGGAGAACGCGAAGCCGCGAAACGUUAUCUCUUGGAGCCUCCUCUUCACGCUUCUCAUGAAGCACAAACUGCGUCUGGCUCUCGUGGUCACAACACUCUUCGCCUGCUCCACAUGUACCCUAUCCAUGCCUAUCUUUUCCGGACGGUUUUUUGAAGUUCUAAUUGGCGCUAGACCUGAGCCGUUGUGGAAGCUGCUUAGUAAAAUUGUUGUUCUGUAUGCUUUGGAGCCACUUUUAACUAUAAUUUUUGUUAUAAACAUGAACAUAGUGUGGGAGAAAAUUAUGUCAACACUAAGAGCUCAGAUCUUCGGAAGAAUAUUAAUACAAAAGAUUGAAUUUUUUGACAAAUACAAGGUUGGUGAACUCACAGGUUUGUUAACAUCUGAUUUGGAUUCUCUUAAAAAUAUUGUCAGUGAGAAUGUCUCAAGGGAUCGCGGAUUCAGGGCAUUAUCUGAGGCAAGCAACUUUACACCAAUGAGUGAAAUUUUUGCCACAAAUUCUGUUUGGGUCGUUGGAACAAUAUUCAUUCUUUUUUCCUUAUCACCGCAACUGGCACCCAUUUUAGGUGUUUUGAUGCUCGCAGUUUCCAUUUCAAUUGCUGUCUACAAGAGAUCUACAUUGCCAGUUUUUAAAGCACAUGGGAAGGCCCAAGCAUCUAUAUCUGAUUGUGUAUCAGAAACAUUUUCAGCUAUUCGAACAGUCAGAUCCUUUGGUGGUGAAAAGCGCCAAAUGUUUUCUUUUGCUAAUCAGGUUCUAUCUUUCCAAUCCAGUGGGAUAAAGCUUGGGACUUUCAAAUCUGUAAAUGAAUCCUUGACUAGAGUUGCUGUUUAUAUUUCUUUAAUAGCAUUGUAUUGUCUUGGAGGAAGCAAGGUUAAGGCGGGUGAGCUGUCUGUUGGAACCAUGGCAUCUUUUAUUGGAUAUACUUUCACUUUAACAUUCGCUGUUCAAGGACUGGUUAAUACUUUUGGAGACCUUCGUGGAAGUUUUGCUGCUGUUGAGAGGAUCAACUCUGUUUUAUCUGGAGUUCAAGUGGAUGAUGCCCUGGCUUAUGGCUUAGAAAGAGAACUGAGACAAAAAAUAGUUGAUGAUGAAAACUAUAAAUUGGUCUUAUCUAAUAUUUCUAAUGAGAAUAUCCAAAAAAAUUAUUUUCACUACAUGUCAGCUCUUAAAACAUCAAGCAAUUUGUUUAGCUUAGCUUGGUCCGGAGAUAUUUGUCUUGAAGAUGUAUAUUUCUCUUAUCCAUUAAGGCCAGAUGUCGAAAUCUUACGUGGCUUAAAUUUAAGACUAAAAUGUGGAACUGUAACUGCACUGGUGGGUUCUAGUGGUGCAGGCAAAAGUACUGUAGUCCAGCUAUUGUCUCGUUUUUAUGAGCCAACAAGUGGUUGUAUAACAGUUGCUGGAGAGGAUGUCCGAACAUUUGACAAGAGUGAAUGGGCCCGGGUUGUCUCUAUGGUAAAUCAAGAGCCUGUUCUGUUUUCGGUGUCUGUUGGAGAAAACAUUGCAUAUGGGCUUCCAGAUGAAGAUGUUUCUAGAGAAGAUGUGAUUAAGGCAGCAAAAGCUGCAAAUGCUCAUGACUUUAUAAUUUCACUUCCACAGGGCUACGAUACACUCGUUGGUGAACGUGGAGGCUUAUUGAGUGGAGGACAGAGACAGAGAAUUGCUAUUGCUCGAGCUCUCCUAAAGAAUGCUCCCAUCCUUAUACUUGAUGAGGCUACCAGUGCCCUGGAUGCUGUCAGUGAGCGCUUGGUCCAGGAUGCUCUGAACCAUUUGAUGAAGGGAAGGACCACAUUAGUAAUAGCUCACCGAUUAAGCACAGUGCAAAAUGCAUAUCAAAUUGCAGUCUGUUCCGAGGGGAGGAUUGUAGAAUUAGGAACCCAUUUUGAGCUAUUGGCUAAGAAAGGCCAGUAUGCUUCACUGGUUGGCACACAAAGGCUUGCCUUUGAAUAA